Messenger RNA from Epinephelus moara (kelp grouper), 1430 nucleotides. RefSeq names its product ninein-like protein. The record is from RefSeq and is a predicted model, not a curated record. Gene Ontology annotation, cellular component: centrosome. Gene Ontology annotation, molecular function: calcium ion binding. The transcript has 7 exons. Gene Ontology annotation, biological process: microtubule anchoring at centrosome. Lineage: Eukaryota; Metazoa; Chordata; Actinopteri; Perciformes; Serranidae. Bases 208 to 1140 code for a protein of 310 amino acids.
UUUCGGUGGGUCUGCUCCUGCCCCGUUAGUCUCGGUUGUCUCGGUGGAUUAACGGUGGACUGUCCGGAGCUCCGGGGACACGUUAAUGGAGGAGCCGUUAAGUUAUACCAGAGAGGAGCCGGUGGAGGAGGAGGAGUAGGAGGAGGAGUAGGAGGAGGAGGAGAACUUUUCCUGCGGUGUUGUAGCGUAGUAGCGUGAUGCAUUGUGAUGGAGGAGACAGAGCACAGCCAGUACGUCGCCCAGCUGAAGGUAGAGUUUGACAGCUGCGACACAACGGCCACCGGCUUCCUGGACCGAGACGAGCUGACGGUGCUGUGCAGGAAACUGCAGCUUGACGCUCACCUGCCGCUGCUGCUCCACACGCUGCUAGGAGAGCGCACCUACGCCAGGGUGAACUUUGAGGAGUUUAAAGAAGGCUUUGUGGCCGUUCUAUCUCGCUCUCUGGACUUCAGCACGUCAGAGGACGACAGCAGCUACCUGGAGCCAGCUGUCCUAGAGGAAGUGAAGCCAAAGUUUGUAAAGGGAACGAAGCGUUACGGCCGUCGCUCUCGUCCCGACAGUCAGCCUGGCGCCGCUCUGACCUGCGACUCUGAGGAGUCACCGCCGUCCAGAACAGAGGCCACAGACUCGUCACCGCCCGGCGUUCGCAGGGCCAAACUGAGACGGUCGACGUCCCUGGAGAGUGUGGAGAGCCUGAAGUCUGAUGAGGAGACAGGAAGUCAUAAGAACAUCCAGCAGGACUUUCAGAGUAAAGCUGCUAAGCAGGAGGCGGAGCUGGGAGAAGGAGGAGUAGGAGGAGGAGGAGGCGUCCUGACAGCAGUGUGUGAUCACCUGCGCCUGCAGCAAUGCAACACACAGGAAGUGGAUGCGCUGAUCAGGAAGUUGGACACCGACCUGGAUGGCAGAGUUAGCAUCAGGGACUUCCAGAAGGUUCUGUGUGUCUCCGCCCCUGUCUGCUCCUCCACCCCCGUGCGAUCAGCUGAUCUGCAGAGGGCGCCACAGCGGGUCAGACGUUACAGAACACACGGCACAUUUUACACGUCACACUUUUUGUUGUUUGUUUACUGGUGGGCACCGGACGUUAAAGACGGUGACGUCUGUGUACAGAGGACAAAAAAUGACUCAAGGAUCAAUAAAUAAAUAAACAAACAAAUACUGGAAUAAAUAAAUGACUAUAUCAAUAAGUAAAUAUGUUGAAAAAAAAACAAUAAAUGCAGAAAUAAAUAUGUAAAUAAAUAAAUUAUUGUGUAAAUCAAUAAGUAAAUAAAUAAAAGCUGAAAUGAAUACAUAAAUAAAUAAAUAAUUAAAAUUAUUAAUAACUUCCGAAAUAAAUAUGGAAAUAAAUUGAUAAAUACAAUAGUAAGAAAAUGCUGAAAUAAUUAAAAAAAAUAAGUAAAAAUAAAAUGUGUUUAUGUCUCUGAUUAUUCAUC